Molecule: messenger RNA, 2513 nt
Organism: Amblyraja radiata (thorny skate)
Lineage: Eukaryota; Metazoa; Chordata; Chondrichthyes; Rajiformes; Rajidae
Exons: 4
Coding region: 738-1892 (384 amino acids)
Source: RefSeq, a predicted model, not a curated record
CUUGGUCAUGAUGGCUAAGCGACUGCCUCGAUGAGUUGCAAGUUGGCUCUAUCCACAACCACAGAGCUUCAAGCGGCUGAAAUCAUGGCAGGGAAAGACUGUAAAGAUGCUACGUUUGAUACAUCAAAGCAAGACUAUGAUUUGGGAAAUGAACCCAACAAUGCCAUUUGCUUGUUGCCUCCAUCUAUUGGAGAUAAAGUGGAAUUAAAUGGUACCAUAACUCUGGAACAUAAAAAUGCAACGUUUGAUACUUCAAAGCAUGAGAGUAAUUUGGGUAAUGACUGCAGCAAGACCACUCCCUUGUUGCCUCCAUCUGCAGGUGAAAAAGUGCAAUUAAAUGAAACCAUGAUUGUGGACCAAAAAAAUGCGACGCUUGAUGUAUGGCAGCUUGAGAGCUGCAUUGGAGGUAAUGUCAGUGACAUCACUGCCUCGUCACACUGCAGGCUUACAAGUCAAGUGGUGCAGUUAAACGGAACCAUGACUGCGGCCAAUUCUGAGAUUGAGAGAUUUGAGUCAUCAAAGGAUGGUAUCGGCUUGGAAGUGAAAAAAACGGGCAAAACUACCAACUUGUCCAGUUGUACGCCGUCUCUAUCUUCAAGAGACUUGGAUGGUCUCGUACCACUGAGCAAAUGUGAGGGUAGUACUUUAAUUUCUGCAGCAGAGCUGCGGGGAAUCCAGUCUAACAUGUGACAGUAGUACCUCAAACAAUACAAAUACUGCGGGAAAUUUGGGAAAAGAUGAUGCGGACUUGUUCUGUAAAAUGUGAAGGCAACCAAGACAAUGCUGGAAACAUCAACAGUUCCAGAGGACCUCUAGACCUGGUCAAAAAUCCACAUUUGAGAAAUUCCAUGCACAAUGAGGAACUUGAUGCAGUGAAUUCAGAAUGGGCUCCAGGCUGCAUGUCGACCCCAAAUAUUGCAGUGAAGUAUAGUUUUAUAGAAAAUCCACCAUUUGACUACUCCUUCCAGACCUCGUCCUCCACCCUUCAGGAUGACACCCAUGUUGCAGUUGGUGAUUGUUCAGAUAAACAAGCUCCCAAGGGUGACUCAAGUUCAGGAUCUAACAAGAACAAACCUAAGUCUUCCAGUGGCAAAGCCAUAAAUGCACCACUACCUGAUAAUCAGUUGCGAGAAUCCAAAGCAGUAAUUGCAGGUUCCUCCAAACCUUUUUCCAACCUUCCUAUAACCAGAAGGAAAAUGACAACCCUAGGAGCGACGUCUGUGGAAUAUAAAUGUAGUGGUGAAAAGAAGUCGAUGCCUUUGUCUACUGGAAACUCUAGACCAAGUUGUUCUUCGAUGGGUAGAGGAGGAAGGCCUCCGCUACAACCACCUAACCUUUCGAAGAAGUCCCUUCCAAAGCCUCGUCUAGUCCCAGGAAGGCCAAGUAGUGUUGUAGGGACAGGGCAAAGGUCACCCAGCAACCAACUUCCAUCAAGCAAGACUACAGUCAACACCAAAAUACCUGUGAAAACAGAGACUAAAGUUAUCAGCAAAAUACCUGGAAUUAAGAAACAAUCGCCACAUGCAACUUCAGUGGAACCUACCCAGGAACCAAACAAAUCAGAAUCUGAACUGGCUCAACUCUUCGUUGUGGGUACGGCUGGUCCUUCAAGCACCAGAAAGAAUGUCCACACACUUCAUGCUUUGGCCUCCAACAAUGUUAUCACUGGCAUAAAGCGGCCAGGCAGUACAAUGGAGCAGAAGAGGCAAUGCCCAUCUCCAAAGAGACCCAAGGCCGUGGCACAAUUUCACAGGAAAAUCAAAGAACUCGAGGAGAAGGUCGCUGUCAGAGCUAGAAAAUGCUGCACUUCGUCAGAGAGUGUCCCAACAUUGGCCUUGAAGAUUCCAAUGUUUAACACCAUGUCUGAUGCCAACACAGCGCUGCUUAAGUGAUGAUGUCCACAACUGUGUUUCCAUAUUAAUGCACUGCUAGUACAUUUUGCCUAAGAUUUAAAUUGUUGCAUGUAUCGCCCACAUCACAUUGUUGCUUAGCAUCUCAAAACGUUAUAUCGGUAUUUGUUAAGCAACUUCAUUCAUGCAUAUCUUGCCUGGAGAACCUCAGGAACUAUUUCAGUCAUGAAACAUUAGUCUUAAGUGGCAGGAAGCAAGACACUUCCAACAUAUUAAAAUAAUCUUUUGGAUGGUUAAUAGUGGUGUGCAUUAAUAUCCUACUUGUUUUGAAUUAACUUUACCCAUAAUACGCACCUGUGAAUGAUUCUCGGAAUUAUCAGCUAACUACUACUUUAGUUUUCAACCAUAACCUGGUUCUCCAAACCUGCAGUGUUGGUUAACGUAAUAUAUUCACAUGGAAAGCCUUAAUGUGCAAUCUGUCUGCCUAUUGUCUGUGGUAGUUGUGUAUGUGAAUGUCCAACUAAGGACUCGCUGCAGUCAGAUUAAUGUUGCAACCUGCAAAUGCCUCGAUUUAACUUGUUUCCUGUGUCUGGUUUUUAAAUGUUUACAUUAUUUAUGCACGGUGGGUUUAAAAAACUUAUAAACAAAUAAAAAUAUAUGAAU